UUUUGUUCGAUACACUCUUCAUAUCGUAUAUGCACCAUCUCUAAUUGUUGUCAAAAAAAACACAAAAUUAUUCGUGUUCAGCAAACAAAUUUAAUAUUGAAAAUGGCCAAUCCGAACGUACCAAGAGGAGCUUUAAACUUACAGAACGUGCUGAAAUAUACAGUACAAAAUACCGACCAAAAUGCGGAGGAAAAACCAAUCGAGGCGGCAGAUGAUGUUGAGAAAAAACAGUUUUUGGAAAGUGCCCUCAGUGCCAUGACUGAUGCUCCGACCGCUCUGAAAGCAGCUUUAGUUAUUUUAAAUAGUGAAGAGGCCACCACAGACGACAAAUUGGAGAGCCUAGAUGUUAUUAGAAGCCACAUUGAUGACAUCGAUAAUGCCAAUGCCCUGGUGAAGCUUGGAGGAACCGUAACUUUACUGCGCUACGUAAAGGAUUCGGAAAAUGAAAUAAGAGUUUCGGCACUCAAUACGGUUGCUGAAAUGGCACAGAAUAAUACGUUUUGUCAAAAUGCUCUCAUAACCGAGAAAUUCCUGCCCGUACUCACCAAAAACUUGAGUGAAGUGAAUGAAGAUGUUGUGCGAAGUUCCAUUUAUGCGAUUUCAUCGCUAAUACGAAACUUUCAGCCGGGAUACGCAGAGUUCAAGCGCAUCAAGGGUAUCAAGGCCUUGGUACCUUGCCUAAAGUCCUCCAAUUCGAAUAUCUACAUAAAGGCAGCCUUUCUUAUAGCUUCAAUAUCUCGCGACAAAAAUAUCCGAGAUGACUUUGUCAAGGCAGAAGUAUUCCCUGUGCUCUUGGAGAAUCUGAGGCCUGUUAUAGAGUUUGAUGUCAAGCAGGAAACUACACUCUUUGCACUGUCGUCUCUGUCCUUGGACUCGGAACUGAAACUUUCUACAGAAAAACGCAAGGAAAUAUUGUCUAUACUCCAGCAAAUUAUCUCCAAAAACAAACAGACGGAAAACUGCGAGGACAUUGUUAACUAUGCCAGAAAUAUUGUUGACAACUUGAGUGCACGAUGACCGAGUUAUAAAUACGAAUAAAUUAUAAUUGUUAACUAAA
Molecule: messenger RNA, 1057 nt
Organism: Drosophila kikkawai
Lineage: Eukaryota; Metazoa; Arthropoda; Insecta; Diptera; Drosophilidae
Cellular component (GO): endoplasmic reticulum
Molecular function (GO): adenyl-nucleotide exchange factor activity
Source: RefSeq, a predicted model, not a curated record